Molecule: messenger RNA, 2336 nt
Organism: Ceraceosorus bombacis
Lineage: Eukaryota; Fungi; Basidiomycota; Exobasidiomycetes; Ceraceosorales; Ceraceosoraceae
Source: the annotation of a GenBank genome assembly
AUGUCCAUGCGCCUUGCGCGCUCUGCCACAGCAGCCACAUCGAGUGUAGGCCGCUCCUCGUCAUGCAAAGGUGCUCGAGUGCUAAGCACUUCAUGUGCCAGAGCCAUCAACACACCCGCAACAGAGUCUACGAGAGCAGCAGGGAUCGCCUCAAGGCAGUCUCAGAUCAGAUCCAUCUCUUCUACGCCCUCCAACGAUGUCUCAGCCACUCCCCUCGCCAACCCUAAGGGCGCAGAGUGAGUCACCUUUGCCAUCGCUCUUGCUUGCACCCAGUCGGAUCUUGCUGAUCAUCUCUCCUCUCGUGUGCUGUUUCAACGUCAAAGGCGACCUGAGCCAGCAAGCACUUUCCAGCAGUCGCCAGAGCCAUCUCCCAUCCCAAUCAGGUCAGCCGACCUGGAUCACUCCUUUGUUGGCAUGUCCGGAGGAGAAAUCUUUCACGAAAUGAUGCUCAGGCAUCAGGUCAAGCACGUCUUUGGGUACCCGGGUGGCGCAAUUUUGCCAGUCUUUGACGCCAUUCACAACUCCAAGCACUUCCAAUUUAUCCUACCCAGGCGAGAAGAUGGUGCCGGACACAUGGCCGAAGGCUACGCUCGUGUAACCGGUAAGCCAGGUGUCGUGCUUGUCACUUCUGGUCCAGGCGCCACAAAUGUCAUCACCCCAAUGCAAGACGCUAUGAGCGAUGGUACACCUCUCGUCGUCUUUUGCGGCCAGGUAGCCACCAGCGCCAUUGGCAGCGACGCCUUUCAGGAAGCAGACGUUGUCGGUAUUUCACGCAGCUGCACAAAGUGGAACGUCAUGGUCAAGAAUAUUGCCGAGCUGCCUCGCCGCAUCAACGAAGCCUUCAAGAUUGCCACAUCAGGCAGACCAGGACCUGUGCUCGUCGACCUGCCCAAGGACGUCACUGCCGGUAUCCUAAGACAAGCCCUACCUUAUUCGCAGACGCACCCUUCUCUAGCCGCCUUGCCGUCCAGAGCUACAGCCAGAUCUUCUCGCAGCAGAGCGAUCCGUCACCAAUCGCAGCCAGCUGGGCCCGGAAGCCUGCCCGAUGAGGCCCCCGAAAUCGCAGAGGCAGCGCGUCUCAUCAAUGGUGCCAAGCGCCCAGUGAUUUACGCUGGCGCUGGAAUGCUCUCGACUCCCCAAGGCCCAGAGCUACUCAAGGAACUCUCCGAGCGUGCAGGUAUUCCAGUAACCACCACCCUCCAAGGUCUUGGUGCCUUUGACGAGCUCCACCCGCUUUCUCUGCAUAUGCUUGGCAUGCACGGAUCGGCGUACGCCAACCUGGCGAUGCAGGAGGCAGAUGUCAUUAUCGCGCUUGGUGCACGCUUUGAUGACCGCGUCACUGGUCGUGUGGACAAAUUUGCGCCUCAAGCUCGCGCAGCAGCCCUGGAAGGUCGCGGGGGUAUCAUUCACUUCGAGAUCAUGCCAAAGAAUAUCAACAAGGUGGUACAAGCUACUUGCGCACUGGAGGGAGAUGUCAUUGCCAAUUUGGCCAAGGUCCUGCCUCAGGUCGAGCAGAAGACACAUCCCAAGUGGCACGCACGUAUCGCGGACUGGAAGCAGCGUUUCCCGUUCACGUACUACCCGUCUGAUCCAUCCAAGGGCGAGUUCCCCAAGCCUCAGGAGGUGAUUGAAGAGCUGGACAGGGCUAUCGAGCCUCGCAAGGAAAAGACCAUCAUCUCGACCGGAGUCGGACAGCACCAAAUGUGGGCGGCUCAGCACAUCCGAUGGAGGCAUCCCCGCUCUUGGGUCUCAUCUGGUGGUCUCGGAACGAUGGGCUUCGGCGUUCCCUCAUCUGUCGGAGCCAAGGUAGCCAGACCAGACUGCACUGUAGUGUGCGUGGAUGGAGAUGCCAGCUUUAGCAUGACAGCUAUGGAGCUUGCUACAGCCAACGAAUUCAACGUGGGCGUCAAAAUCCUGGUGCUCAACAACGAAUUUCAAGGAAUGGUGCUGCAAUGGCAAGAUCUCUUUUACGAGCAGCGCUACUCUGGAACGAGGAUGACCAACCCGGACUUCUGCAAACUGGCCUCGGCUAUGGGUUGCCACACUAUCCACUGCGACUCGCUCACCGACCUGCCGGCCAAGAUGAAGGAGUUCAUCGAGUACGAUAAUGAUAGACCGGUCCUGUUCGAGUGCCGCGUCGUCACUGCCGAGCAUUGCUACCCUAUGAUCGCCGCCGGCUCCGCGUUGCACGAGAUGACGAUGCACCCGAGCCUCGUCGAGUAAGUGUCGAAAUCUCAUCUCUUCACGCCGCUACUGGCUUCCGCUGAUCUUUUCCUUCUCUGUUCUCUUCGCAACCACUCAGGGGCUUCAAAUCCAUCAAGCCGGCAAACGCCUAA